Mollisia scopiformis is the source of this 598-nucleotide messenger RNA. Its product is annotated as acyl-coenzyme A thioesterase-like protein 13. The transcript has 9 exons. The record is from RefSeq and is a predicted model, not a curated record. Bases 19 to 498 code for a protein of 159 amino acids. Gene Ontology annotation, molecular function: fatty acyl-CoA hydrolase activity. NCBI's taxonomy places the organism in Eukaryota, Fungi, Ascomycota, Leotiomycetes, Helotiales, Mollisiaceae.
CACAUUAUUUCGAGCACCAUGUCAGCUUUGAGAUUUGUCCGAUCAGUUCUAAAGUCCUUCCAAGCAGAGUCUGGACUAGAACCGAGACUGUUUGGAGAAAAUCUUCGAGUCACUGCUGCAGAACCUGGACGUGUAGACUUUGAGCUUGAUAUUAAAAAAGAGCAUACAAAUCGUCUCAAUAUCAUCCAUGGAGGUACCAUCGCAAGCAUGGUUGACCUGGGCGGAUCCUUGGCAGUAGCAUCAAGAGGAUUGUAUGCUACAGGAGUGUCGACGGACCUGAAUGUCACUUAUCUCAAUUCUGGCGGACAAGUUGGAGAUGUUCUCAGAGCCGUUGUUAAAUGUGACAAGUUUGGCAAAACACUGGCAUACACUUCGAUACAGUUCACCAACAGUAAAGGAGAGAUAGCUGCAAGAGGCAGCCAUACCAAAUAUGUUGCGCUGGCAUGGAAGCAUCCGGAGAACAUUGUGGAGGAAUUAUCUCCUCAUCCCAAGAAAUGAGGAUAUCCAACAGAUCGUUCUAGGAACGACGCUUUGCAACGUUGCAGUCGUAUAUGUCAACAAUAACAACUCAAUAGAACUUUAGAAAACAUCUGACAGC